AUGGGGACAAUUCCUCCCAAUAAGGUCUCUAGGUGUAGCCCACACGUGCCCGAGUCACGCAUGCGCAGUGAAGCAAUGACCUCUGUGCCCCCCCAGCUGCACGUGCGCAGUGAGCGCAGGGCUUGUGGACUGUGGCGGCUGCGGUGGCGGCUGCGGCGGCGGAGGCCACUCUAUGGAGAAGCCCCUGCUGCCCCUACGGCUGCGGCCCGCCCCUCGUCCCCCUGAGGCGUAUUGACCUCAACCAUGCUGUCAGCCACGACUUCUGCCCAGCCCAGUAGGGAAUCGAGGGUCAUGAGCCGGUCCCAGAAAUCCAGCCUGGGCGUGCCCACGCCGGACCGCCUCACGCCCUCCCGGACCCCGGACACCCUCAGCGUCAGCCGGCCCAAGUCCAGCGCCAGCACCGUCAGCAGCCGCCACAUCCCCUUGGUCAGGCUCAAGGCAGUCACCGACACGGACUUGGGGUUAGCCCAGGGCGUGCAGUUCAAGGCCAUGGAUCUUAAUGGCAUCAUCAAACUGCUUGAAGAAGGUGGCAAAGGUGAUUUAGAAGAAAGGCAACUACAGUCUAUUAAGAUGAUGGUGCAGUGUUAUCAGAAUGGAUUUCCUCUCAGGGAUUUGGCCCACAUAUUUAAAAUCAUGAGUCUGUGUUCAAAACGGAUUAAUACUCAGCCGGCUUUUUUGGACAUCGUAUGUGGCAUUCUGAAACUAUGCCGUUUACCAUUUCUGAAAAAAAAAACAUCAGAUGAAGUCACCUAUGCAAAAGAAAUCUCAGGGGCAGUUCCACUUCUAGGUGACUUAAUACAGAUACCAAGUUCUGAGUUAAGGAUACAACUUUGUAAGUGCAUUGUUGAUUUUUACCAUGCAGAACCACUAAAGAAGCAAAUUGCAGGUUAUCAGCAAGUUACUUCAGCUUACAAGAUCCGGAUGAUUCAAACAGGGGGUUUGGCAGAAACUUUAGUUCUUUCAUGGAACCUCCUUCAAAAUGAACUUCUUGAAAAGUUAUGGUUACUUAAAACUUUGCAGCAUCUCUCUACUUCUGAAGUUAAUUGUAAUUUAAUGAUAAAAGCACAAGCCGCCAACAAAAUCUGCUCUUGCCUAAAUAACCCAGAUCCUUCUGGACAACUUCUCUUCCGUUCAUCAGAAAUCCUAUGGAACUUAUUAGAAAGAUCUUCGAAAGAGGAAAUCAUCAAGCAGCUUAGUAACUUGAACUGUCUAUUGGCUUUGAAGGAAGUAUUUAAGAAUCUGUUUACUAGAGGUUAUCGUCAUUAUGAUCGUCAACUGAGGAAUGACAUCUUAGUAAUCACCACAAUUAUAGCUCAAAACCCUGGAGCACCAAUGAUAGAAAGUGGAUUUACCAGAGAUUUGAUACUCUUUGCAACAUUUAACGAAGUUAAAAGUAAGGAUCCUUUGGUGAAAGGACUUAAACUUUCUAAUAGCUAUGAAGACUUUGAGCUGAAGAAAUUGCUGUUUAACGUAAUUGUGAUUUUAUGUAGAGAUUUACCAACUGUACAGAUACUAAUUGAAGGUAAAACUGUGGAAGCUUUGUUUACAUAUGUUAAAAAAAUUGAAAGACACAAAGUAAUUGAAUGGUCAGCUGCCCAACUCGAGGAAUUACAACUCCACGCUAUUGCCACCUUGGCCUCAGUGGCCCCUUUGUUGAUAGACGACUACCUGUCCUGCAAUGGCAAUUCUCGAAUUCUGAUGUUCUUAGAGUGGUGUGUAAACGAAGAAACCUUCUUUAGCCAAGGCAACAGUUUCCAUGGCACGGGUGGCCGUGGCAACAAAUUUGCCCAAUUACGCUACACUUUGAGACUUCUGAGAGCCAUGGUGUCCCUCAGUAACGAAAUCGUAAACCAGGAUCUCUUUAAUCAGGGAGCAAUUAAGCAACUGAUAGGAAUCUUAACAAGUGCAGUAUACACAUUUAAGGAAGAGGCCAUUGUUUUGGAAAUUAAGUCAGAUAUAUUACUUAUCUUGUCUUGCAUUUGUGAAAAUCACAUUCAUAGGAAGGAAGCAUUUGGAACUGAAGGAGUGGAUAUAAUUCUUCAUUUAAUGAAAGUAGACCCUAAAAAGUUUCAGAGUGGAUUAGGUCAUAAUCGACUUCUUUUUAGUACAUUGGACUGCUUGUGGUGCUGCAUUUUGGGAUGUUAUACCUUAGAAGACUAUUUUCUUGAAAAAGAAGGCAUUUUUCUACUUUUGGAUCUGUUAGCUUUAAACCAAAAAAACUUCUGUAAUCUCAUUCUUGGAAUAAUGGUGGAAUUUUGUGACAAUCCCAAAACCUCUGUUCAUGUUAAUACUUGGAGAGGGAAGAAAGACCAAACAGCUGCCAAUCUCUUAAUUAAAUUGUGGAGAGAAGAAGAAAAAAUCUUAGGAGUAAAACGUGAUGAAGAUGGGAAGAUAAUUGAUGCAAAGAAGCCUCUGAUUACUAGCUUUCAAGAAGACCAAAAAAUCAUUCCAAUGCCUGCCAGCUGUCCUACUACUUCAAUCAUGGAGGUGUCUGAAAACAUCAGAGCAAAAAUUUAUGCUGUAUUAGGCAAACUAGAUUUUGAAAAUCUACCAGGCUUGUCUGCUGAAGAUUUUGUCACACUCUGUGUCAUACAUAGAUAUCUUGAUUUUAAAAUUGGGGAGAUAUGGAAUGAAAUCAAUGAAGAAAUAAGAGUUGAACGAUUCAGACCCAUCAGUGCUGAUAAAAACACACUGGAAGCUAUUACGGAAGCUUCGGAAAACAUUGGGAAAAUGGUGGUGGCGCUGCAGAAUGAGAUGGUUGAAAGCCAACGAAACCAAGACAUGCACAGUGAACAGAAAGAUUAUAUUAAGAUACAUGCCACUCAUAAGCAAAGGGACAUGGCUAAUAAAUCUUGGGGAAAAUACUUGGCUAGAACAUCCAAUUCUAAAGCUUUAAAGAAAACCAAAAAGCUUCAGGAAAGGGCUAUUGAGUCUUCUCGACCCAAAGGACAACUGCAGAAUGCCAUGGUUCACUCAACAGACAUCAAGGGCCUGAAUAUAACAGAAAACAGUGAUGGGAAACUCUUUGCAACAAAGAUAGAACAAAAAACAGAUGGGCGAAGCGCUUCAAAGAAGGCCUUAAAAGACCCGCCUCCCCAACAGAAUGUUUCUGUGAAACAUGUCAACCAGGAAAACUUGACACAGAAUUCUCUCACAGACACAUCAGAAGCUCAGACCAAAAAGCUUAAAAAAAAAGAAACAAAAGAUAAUCAAAUCACAACGAAAAACACUAAAAGCACUUGAAACCGCCACCGCUUCAAAUUAAGCAGUUCUGUCAUAGUUAGAAACAA
Gracilinanus agilis (Agile Gracile Mouse Opossum) is the source of this 3290-nucleotide messenger RNA. It is a transcript of the gene CFAP69, whose product is annotated as cilia and flagella associated protein 69. The transcript is spliced from 24 exons. The record is from RefSeq and is a predicted model, not a curated record. Gene Ontology annotation, biological process: olfactory behavior; positive regulation of flagellated sperm motility; response to odorant. NCBI's taxonomy places the organism in Eukaryota, Metazoa, Chordata, Mammalia, Didelphimorphia, Didelphidae. Gene Ontology annotation, cellular component: sperm midpiece; non-motile cilium.